Molecule: messenger RNA, 2040 nt
Organism: Etheostoma cragini (Arkansas darter)
Lineage: Eukaryota; Metazoa; Chordata; Actinopteri; Perciformes; Percidae
Product: leishmanolysin-like peptidase 2
Exons: 15
Coding region: 16-2010 (664 amino acids)
Biological process (GO): proteolysis; cell adhesion
Cellular component (GO): membrane; cytoplasm
Molecular function (GO): metalloendopeptidase activity
Source: RefSeq, a predicted model, not a curated record
GUUUUCCUUUGAGCAAUGAGACUACGUGGUGAUGGCAAGGUCUCCGCUAUAAUUAUGGUUUUACCUCCAUCACAGAGCCUCUGGGUGGGGAUGUUGGUGGUAGUGGUGGUGGUUGAGCUCCCUGGAGCUCUGCAGAAGUGCAUCUUUGACAAGGUUCAGGCUCAGGCCAGGGUGGUCCGAGCUGCACCCAUCCACCCAGACAGCCCACCCAACGUGCCCAUACUUGGAGCCCAGGCCAGAACCUCUGGCCAAAAAACCAAUCAUCCAGGACAGAGGGCAUCAUCUCUGCGUGGCCAGACACAGAGGAGAAGCCUGAGAAAGACGGCCCUGCCCACUACUGCCUCUCCACAGCCAAUCAGGAUCAAGACCUGGAUUCAGACAGAGAGCAAUGACCUAUCCGAGGCUGAGAAAGAGAGGCUGAAAGCAGCGGUGGAGGAGGCUGUGAGGAUUGUGUCUUCUUUACUAUCAGUGAACAGAGUAUUGGGGCCCUUGCUGCUCAGCAGAGACAUCAAUAAAUACUGCAAGUUUAUCUGGAGGAAUGCCAGUACUGCUAACUACAACAGGUGUGGUCGAGCCAACAACAACUACAGAUCUGAGACUUGUCUGGAUGUGACGAUCCCAGAUGAUCAUCUGGAUGGAUGUGAUAUAUACGCGGAGGCUGAUUCACCUCACAGGACUGAGCUCCGUCCUAAAGGGGCUGGACUCCCCGACACCGACUUCCUCCUGUACCUCCACACGCAGGCCACUGACAAGUGCAGAGCAGAGCCUAAUGUGCUGGCCUACGCUGUCCACUGUCAGACGGACACCCAUGGGCGACCUGUGGCCGGGGUGGUCGUCAUCUGCAGGGACAGUCUGACAGGAGCCACGUACAGCCACCAGGCUAUUGUACAGACUGUCAUCCAUGAGCUAUUUCAUGCACUUGGUUUCUCUAAAGAGCUCUUCCAGACCUGGAGAGACUGUUCAUCCAAUUCUCAAGUGGGUGCUGGCUGUUCUCCUCGAGGAAAAGUGAGUCACUCUGAUGGAUCGGGCCAGAUGAGGAUUUUCACCCCAUCCCUCAUUUCCGCCUUGCAGAAGCACCUGGCAUCCCCGGACCCUGAGCUAGGGGGGCCACUAGAGAACCUGGGGGUUGCUCCAGGCAGAGUGUCCUCUCACUGGGAGUCCCGGGUCCUACAGGGCUCCAUUAUGGCACCGGUGCUGGGGGACUCAACCACAGUCCGGAUCGACCCGGUCACCUUGGCUGCAUUACAGGAUACCGGCUGGUACACUGUUGACCUGAACCAGGCACAGAGUCUAGUCUGGGGAGAUGGUGGAGGAGCUACGUUUGGUUCCCUGUCAACCUGUCAAAACACGUCUUCAUCUUUUUUCUGCACCGGCAGUGGAUUUGGGUGUCAUUAUCUUCACCUCCACAAGGGGGAGUGCCAGACUGAUCAAUACCUGGAGGGAUGUCGAGUGUACAAACCCCUCAAGAAUGGAAGUGAAUGUUGGAUAGAGAAAAAUGGCGGAGAUGAAGACUGGAGAGGGGAGAUCUUUGGUGUUCACAGCCGUUGCUUCUUCUCCAGCCUGACCAGACAGAACCAGACGGAGCUCAGCGGCUCUGUGGAGGGAUGUUGUUACAGACACAGGUGUACUGGCCUGAACCGGUACCAAAUCCAGGUAUCUGGCUCUGAAUGGAUGGACUGUCCAGCAGGGGACAAUAUUCAGAUAAAAGGAUACCAGGGUUUAGUUCACUGCCCUGACAGGAGGUUAUGUGUGUACGCUGACAUUACCCCCCCAUCAGACAUUCUCACUACAUUUCCUGCUUCUAUUUCAAGUGAUCCGUAUGAGACUUUAACUGCAGUCCAGACCGGGAGCUGGUCGCCCCUCAGACUCCCUGCAGAGCUCCAUGUAGUCCCGGCGCUCGGGGUCUUUGCUGCUGUGUGUCUCCUGGCUGCAGCCCUGCUGUCUUUGAGGAAAUGUUGUUCCUGCAAGGUCAGGAUCCACACUGCCCCAGAGGAUCCCACUGAUCUGUAGCAAACACUACCUUUUAAAAUGUUAAGUAUA